AUAUCAUUCUGGGUGCGCGGGAUGUGAAACCAUGGCUCCAGGGCUCACUUGGAUUGUUGUUGCUUUCUGCUACCUCACAGACUCUACAGGGUUUAUUAACGCCGAGCUACACACGGAGACGGCGGGGAAUGAACAGCCGAAAGGCAGACCCGUGUUACAGGGAACCGCCAAACCCCAGCGAUUAAUCCACAGCGUCCACUCAACAACCGAGAUCAAACACGAUCGGCUCGACACGAAAAUCCGAAAUAGCAACAUCGCUGCUCACUUCAUUCAUCUGGCACAUGCAAGUUUCCAGGUAGAUGUGUUCGGUUCAUCCUUCAUUUUGGAUCUUGAUCUAAACCAUGAUUUGCUGUCAGCGCAUUACAUUGAACGACAUUUCAAUGAGGCAGGAAACACCACACAGACAUUGGGUGUCGAACAUUGUUACUACCAUGGGGAAAUCAGAGGACUCUCCAACUCAUUUGUGGCCAUGUCAACAUGCCACGGACUGAAUGGUGUAUUUUAUGAUGGGAACUACACUUAUGUUAUUGAACUAACAGACAACAAGACUGAUCAGCAUGAUCGGCAAUCUCAUAUUGUGUACAGAUCUCCUGGUCUUGAUAUCCCAGUGGGAUGUGCUUCAUCUGGGUGCUUUACUGAUGAUAAUACAUGGCAGGAAUUUCCUGACAAGGUCUUAAAGAGACGAACCAAAAGGCAGAUUCGUCGAGGACAACGUUCUGUUCUGAGGGAGACCAAGUAUAUCGAGCUGAUGGUUGUCAAUGACCACACACUGUUUUCCAAGAAGCGUUACUCUGUCUCCCUGACAAGUAACUUUGCCAAAUCGGUUGUGAACUUUGCCGAUGCUAUUUAUAAGGAACAACUGAAUACAAGGAUCGUGCUGGUUGCUAUGGAAACAUGGGCAACUGGAGACAAAAUGGACAUUAAUGAAGAUCCAAUGGUUACACUGAGAGAUUUCAUGGAAUACCGAAGGGACCAUGUCGGCGAUCACAGUGAUGCCUUUCAUAUGUUUUCAGGCCGCAUAUUUCAAUCCAGCCACAGUGCAACGGCCUACGUUGGAGGAAUCUGCUCUCUAUCUAAAGGAGGAGGCAUUAAUGAGAACGGAAAUAUUGCUGCAAUGGGUGUCGCUCUGGCACAAAGCUUGGGCCAGAACCUUGGAAUGAUGUGGAGUACCCAGCAGGCAGGACCCAAUAAUUGCCGGUGUCCUGAUGUCUGGCGUGGUUGUAUAAUGGAGGAUACAGGGCACUAUCUCCCAAGAAAAUUUUCAAGAUGCAGCAUCAGCGAUUAUAAUCAGUUGCUACAAGCUGGAGGUGGCACCUGUCUUUUUAACAAACCUCUCAAGCUAGUUGAUCCUCAAGAAUGUGGGAAUGGAUACGUGGAAAAUGGAGAAGAGUGUGAUUGUGGAUCGGCAGCAGAAUGCAGCAGAGCUGGUGGGAAUUGCUGCAAGAAGUGUACUCUUACCCACUACGCAAUGUGUAGCAAUGGCCUCUGCUGCAGAGGUUGUCAGUAUGAACCACGAGGUGAGAUUUGCAGGCAGUCUGUGAAUGAGUGCGAUAUUGCAGAGACCUGCUCUGGGGACUCCAGCCAGUGCCCCUGGAAUGUUCAUAAGCUGGAUGGCUACUCUUGCGACAAUGAUCAGGGCCAUUGUUUAGGCAACAAAUGCCAGACCAGGGACAGGCAGUGCAAUUACAUCUGGGGUCAUGAUUCUGCAGAUCGGUUAUGUUAUGAAAAACUGAAUGUCGAGGGAACUGAGAAGGGAAACUGCGGCAAAGAUGGUCAAAACUGGCUUCAGUGCAGCAAGCAGGAUGUUCUUUGUGGUUAUCUUUUCUGUUCCAAUAUCACUCAGCCUCCAAGACAUGGAACUCUCAUAGGAGACAUUACUAGCAUGGUGUUUUACCAUCAAAGCAAGUACCUGGAUUGCAGGGGCGGUCACGUUGAAUUGGAUGAUGGCACCAGACUUGGUUAUGUGGAAGAUGGCACUGCCUGUGGACCCGACAUGAUGUGUCUUGACCACAAAUGCCUACCAGUACAAGCCUUCAACCUCAGCUCUUGCCCACAGAGUGCAAAUGGAGAAAUCUGUUUCAACCACGGGGUGUGCAGUAAUGAGGCACAAUGUAUAUGUGUCCGUGACUGGACAGGGAAAGACUGCAGCGUCUUUGACCCAUUUCCAGAUCCAACUCCAGCAGAGGUUAAAGAAGGACAAUACAAGGGUCCUAGUGGUACCAAUAUCAUUAUAGGGUCCAUCGCAGGCGGCAUCCUAGUGGCUGCCAUUGUCCUAGGGGGUACAGGAUGGGGAUUUAAGAACAUCCGGAGAGGAAGAUCUGGAGGAGCAUAAACUAUCUUCCGUCUGUAGAAUAUACACUCUCUGCUCCAGUAAAACCAUUGUCCACCAAUGCUCAAUGUGAUGAACUUUAACUUUCUGAUGUUGCUGUUGAACAUAGCCAGGUAAUACUGGGAGAAUCCAACAUUCCAGAAACUGAAGGAAGUUGAACUGUAAUUUCAAAGAAAAGCUGAAGAGAAACUUCUGAAACAUAGUGAAAUCUAGCGUCAACUUUUUAAUGAACGGUUACAUUUUUAUCCUGUUUACAACUUGGGAUUCAAAUGGCAAAAGGUCAAGUGUGGGGCGAGAUUGAUUGCCAUUUUGAAAAUGUACAAUCCAAUGGCAAAAUAAGCCAGUUUUGUGUUUAAUAACCAUUCUGGAUCUUGUAGCAGUAUUCUUGUGGCCAUAGUUGGUGACAUGAAUACAAUUAUGUUUAAAAUAAGGCUGAGUGCAGAUCACUCUGAACACUAAGAUGGUAUAGUCACGAACAACGAUAUGUUGUCACAGUGCAAAUGUCUAAACUGUGAAUAUUUAACCCACAGAUAUCCAAACCUUAAUUCUCUAUUAUGCUUACAUUCCCUACUUCCUGGUUUGUCCUUCUCCCAAUGUUGUUAGUUUGAAGAAUUCAAAGCGGCUUUAUUAGCAUGAGUAGUGAAUAAAUCCAUAACUACGUAUGAGAUAUCUACUGGGAAAAUAACUUAAAUGGACUUAGCAAGAUACCAGCCAAGAUGACUUAUCUAAGCAUAUUUAGGCACCGAUUUAAAACACAUGAGGAAAGGAGUAUGGUGUGGACUGUACUAAAUUCUGUUUUCUCAAUUCUCAGUUAAGCAAAACCUAAAAGAGAAUUAAAAAGUAAAAUGCAAGUAGUUUUUUAACUUUCACAUGUUAAUAAAGUUAACAGCAAGUUUGAAGCCCGCGUCAGUUGGUGUUAGGGUUCCAGAGUUACCUUACUGUGAGCCGAAAGGUUUCAGAUGUUAUAUCGCGUUCCAAUAUAUUACCAGGCCUGACAGGGACCCAACAGGUCCCACUUGGUCUUAUACAUUCAAUAUCUGAGGAGUGUCAUGUUUGAAUGGCCUUUACUGUAGUUUGAAACCAGGACAAUCCCCAUCCACUCUGUUUCCAAAAUGUUUGGUUGGCCAAAGGAAUCUGUUCAGAAAAAUCAUGAAAAGAACCAUGCAGAAUGCAUUCAAUGCAGGAAUUAAAUAUUUUUCUAGAUCCAUUUAGUGUAAGCUAAGGACGUUCUACAUUUGUAACUGCUAUCCUUCACAUGAUUGAAACAGCAUUGACAUUAUGUUGUUCCGAUUGGUUUUCGGGAAGUAAAAUUUAAAACUUUGGGCUUAAAGUAUGGAAUUUAAAGAACAUGAGAAUAUACCAAAGGGCAUAGGAUAUUAUUUGCCAAGCUUGUUUCCAAAAGUAGAUGAUCAUUGAGUCAUAGAGUGAAACAGUGUGGAAACAGGACCUUCGACCUAACUUGCCCACACCAGC
Molecule: messenger RNA, 3802 nt
Organism: Amblyraja radiata (thorny skate)
Lineage: Eukaryota; Metazoa; Chordata; Chondrichthyes; Rajiformes; Rajidae
Gene: adam11
Product: ADAM metallopeptidase domain 11
Exons: 27
Coding region: 32-2332 (766 amino acids)
Biological process (GO): proteolysis
Molecular function (GO): metalloendopeptidase activity
Source: RefSeq, a predicted model, not a curated record